Molecule: messenger RNA, 867 nt
Organism: Camelina sativa (false flax)
Lineage: Eukaryota; Viridiplantae; Streptophyta; Magnoliopsida; Brassicales; Brassicaceae
Source: RefSeq, a predicted model, not a curated record
AUGCCGGUCUACUCGAUGAAUUGCUUCCAGCUUCCUGCCGAAUUGUGCUCAGAGCUAGAUAGAUUAAUAGCAAACUUUUGGUCGGGAUCUACACGGGAUAAACGGAAACUCUCAUGGGUGGCUUGGAAAAAACUAAUCACCUCAAAGGACACAGGUGGCCUCGGAUUUCGCGAUUUUAAGCUCUCUAACCAAGCACUUCUUGCUAACCAUAUCUGGAAAAUUAUGAAGAGACCAGAUAGCCUUGUCUAUCGUCUACUCAAAGCAAGAUAUUUCGAAGAUGGAUUUUUUUUCUCCGCGACAAAAGGACACAAACCAUCAUAUGGUUGGAAUUCUCUUAGAUUUGGACGAGACCUGCUGGCCACCGGAGUUCAAUUUAAUAUUGGAGAUGGGAACAACACCAAGAUGGGAGUCGACCCUUGGCUUCCAACAAAUCCUCCUAGACCGCCCAGAUUGAUUAAUGAGAAUGAUAUGGAGAAGAGUGUUAAGCUAUUAAUCCAUGAGUCUUCUCCACAGUGGGAUGAUAUGGAGAUACAAAGGCUUAUUGAUCCUAGGGAUCAUUACCUGAUACACAAUAUAUAUCUCCCUUCAACGCCAACAGCAGAUGAUUAUCUCUGUAGUUGUUCCAAAGAUGGACAGUACACUGUCAAAUCAGGAUACUGGCAGGCCUUAUCCUUGGCAAGGGGCGACAACACACCAAAAGCUCUGUUGGCUACUAACCCUGAUAUUGCUAAAGGAAUAUGGAAACUGUAUAUAACACCCAAGCUCAAGCAUUUCCUAUGGCGUAUUGCUUCCAGAGCAGUUGGAGUCGCAAACAACUUAAGAAGAAGGAAUAUACUAGUUAAACUCGUAUUGCUCUCAAUGUUUUGA